UUCGUCAUGCAGUUGAAGCACCUGAGGACCCUGCUGAGCCCUCAGGAUGGAGCUGCAAAGGUGACCUGCAUGGCUUGGUCCCAGAACAAUGCCAAGUUUGCCGUCUGCACAGUGGACCGGGUGGUGUUGCUAUACGAUGAGCAUGGGGAGCGGAGAGACAAAUUCUCCACCAAACCAGCUGACAUGAAGUAUGGCAGGAAGAGCUAUAUGGUGAAGGGCAUGGCUUUUUCUCCUGAUUCCACUAAAAUUGCCAUAGGACAGACCGACAACAUCAUCUAUGUGUACAAGAUUGGCGAAGAUUGGGGUGACAAGAAAGUCAUCUGUAACAAAUUCAUCCAGACGAGUGCUGUCACCUCUCUGCAGUGGCCAGCAGAGCACAUCAUUGUUUUUGGACUGGCUGAAGGGAAGGUUCGUUUAGCAAACACUAAAACUAAUAAAUCAUCUACCACCUGUGGGACAGAUUCUUACGUCGUAUCACUGACAACAAAUCCCUCUGGGAAAGGAAUUCUCUCUGGUCAUGCAGAUGGCACCAUUGUUAGGUAUUUCUUCGAUGAUGAAGGCUCUGGAGAGUCACAGGGGAAGUUGGUUAACCACCCAUGCCCACCCUAUGCCUUGGCUUGGGCAACCAACAGCAUCGUGGCUGCAGGCUGUGAUCGCAGAAUUGUAGCCUAUGGAAAGGAAGGCCACGUGCUACAAACUUUUACGCACCCAUUUCCACCCUUUUGCUCAGUCUCCAUCUCUUCUGAAAUCCACCUCCUUAAUUUCAGACUUCGGGUACUCAACUGGAGCCCUCGAAGAAGCAUCUGGGAAGAGGCAAAGCCCAAGGAGAUUGCCAACUUAUAUACCGUCACUGCCUUGGCCUGGAAACGGGAUGGCUCACGACUCUGUGCGGGCACACUCUGUGGUGGAGUGGAACAGUUUGAUUGCUGCCUCCGGAGAAGCAUUUACAAGAAUAAGUUUGAGUUGACGUAUGUGGGACCUAGCCAGGUGAUUGUGAAGAACCUGUCAUGGGGGACCCGAGUGGUACUCAAAUCACACUAUGGCUAUGAGUUGGAAGAGGUGAAAAUCCUUGGAAAGGAACGUGACCUGGUGGCCCACAUGUCAGACACGCUACUGCUGGGGGACCUGAACAUUAAUCGCCUUAGUGAGGUGGUUUGGCAGGGAUCUGGUAGCAAUGAGAAGUAUUUCUUUGAAAAUAAAAAUGUGUGUAUGAUCUUCAACGCUGGAGAGCUAACCCCGGUGGAGUAUGGGAGUCAUGAUACCCUGGGUUCUGCACGUACUGAAUUCAUGAACCCCCACCUCAUCAGUGUCCGUAUUAAUGAGCGGCGUCAACGAGGGAUGGAAGACAAUAAGAAAUUGGCUUAUCUUGUUGAUGUUAAGACGUUGCGCAUUGUGGAUCUGACUGGUGGCUACAACAUUAGCACCAUCAGCCACGAGAGCCGUGUGGAUUGGCUGGAACUUAAUGAAACGGGGCACAAGCUUCUCUUCAGGGACCGGAAACUUCGUCGGCAUCUGUACGAUAUUGAAAGCUGCUCUAAGAUGAUGAUGCUCAACUUCUGCUCCUGCGUGCAGUGGGUCCCAGGAAGUGACGUGCUGGUGGCUCAGAACCGAAACAGCCUGUGUGUGUGGAACAACAUUGAGGCACCCGAGAGGGUCACCACAUCCUCUCUUAGGAAUGCCGUUGAGGAGGCUAUGGACAUGUACCAGGAGCUGCACCAUUGGGAUGAGUGUAUCGCUGUGGCUCAGGCCAAGGGGCACCGAGCCUUGGAGAAGCUGCGCCGGAGUUACUACCAGUGGCCGAUGGACACACAGCAAGAGGAGAGAGCCGGUGAGCUACAGGAGAGCCAGGGGGAUGGACUAGCAGCCAUCAGCCUCUACCUCAAAGCUGGGCUCCCUGCCAAAGCUGCCCGACUGGUGCUGUCCCGGGAGGAACUGCUAGCUAACACUGAGCUGGUAGAAAAUAUCACUGCAGCCCUUAUCAAGGGGGAGCUGUAUGAAAGGGCAGGUGAUCUCAUUGCGGAGGAGCUCUACAUUAAGAGAGACUGAACAGAAGAUGCAGUAGACAUGUACACUCGGGCGGGCCUCUGGGAGCAAGCCCACAAGCUGGUGAUGAAGUGCAUGAGGCCGGAAGACGUGUCAGUGCUGUACAUCACCCAGGCUCAGGAGACGGAGAAGCAGGGCAAGUACCGGGAGGUGGAACGGCUCUACGUGACAGUGGAAGAGCCUGAUCUUGCCAUCACCAUGUUCAAAAAGCACAAGCUGGAUGAUGAUAUGAUCCGCCUGGUAGGGAAGCACCACCCAGAUCUCCUCAGUGACACACACCUACACCUGGGCAAGGGGAGCCCUUCUCCGUUGCUGGAGGCUGAAGGCCGACAGCAGGAGGCCGAGUAUCACUACCUCGAGGCUCAGGAGUGGAAGGCAACAGUGAACAUGGACCGGUCCAAUGGGCUUUGGGAGGAGGCCUACCGGGUGGCCCAGGCUCACGGAGGAGCUGAGGCCCACAAGCACGUGGCCUAUCUGUGGGCAAAGAGCCUGGGAGGAGAGUCCGCAGUGACACUGCUUCCUAAGCUCGGACUCCUGGAAGCUGCCGUUGACCACGCUGCCGACAACUGCUCAUUUGAAUUUGCUUUUGAACUCUCCCGGCUGGCCCUCAAGCACAAAACCCCUGAGAUUCAUCUCCAAUAUGCUAUGUACCUGGAGGAUGAGGGUAAAUUUGAAGAGGCCGAAGCUGAAUUCAUCAGGGCUGGUAAGCCCAAGGAAGCAGUCCUCAUGUUCGUCCAUAACCAGGAUUGGGAGGCAGCUCAGCGUGUGGCUGGGGCUCACGAUCCUGACAGUGUUUCCGAGGUGCUUGUGGGGCAGGCCCGGGGGCCCUUGGAGGAAAAGGACUUUCAGAAAGCAGAAGGGCUGCUGCUUCAGGCCCAGAGACUGGGCGUGGCCCUCAAUUAUUAUAAGGAGGCUGGAUUAUGGAGUGACGCCCUGCGGAUCUGCAAGGACUAUGUGCCGGGCCGGCUGGAGGCUCUGCAGGAAGAGUGUGAGCGGGAGGCUACCAAGAAAGGGGCCAGGGGCAUGGAGGGGCUCGUGGACCAAGCUCGCCAGUGGGAGCAGGCUGGAGAGUAUAGCCGUGCCGUCGACUGCUACCUCAAGGUGCGGGACUCAGGCAGCAGCAGCCUGGUGGAAAAGUGCUGGAUGAAGGCAGCUGAACUCGCCAUCAAAUUUCUGCCUCCCCAACGCAGUCUGGAAGUAGUUCGGGUUGUGGGACCCCAGCUGAUUGGAAUUGGAAAGCACAGUGCGGCUGCAGAGCUCUAUCUGAACCUGGACCUAGUCAAGGAAGCGAUCGACGCCUUCAUUGAGGGUGAGGAGUGGAACAAGGCUAAGCGUGUGGCCAAGGAGUUAGAUCCCCGGUAUGAAGACUACGUGGACCAGCAUUAUAAGGAGUUCCUCAAGAACAAGGGCAAAGUGGACUCGCUGGUGGGUGUGGAUGUGGUGGCUGCUCUGGACCUGUAUGUGGAGCAGGGCCAGUGGGACAAGUGCAUUGAAACGGCUACCAAGCAGAACUACCAGAUUCUGCACAAAUAUGUGGCUUUGUAUGCGACUCACCUGAUCCGAGAGGGUGGCUAUAGCCAGGCACUGGCCCUGUACGUGCAGCAUGGAGCCCCUGCAAACCCACAGAACUUCAACAUCUACAAAAGGAUCUUCACGGACAUGGUGAGCUCCCCUGGGACCAACAGUGCUGAGGCCUAUCACAACUGGGCUGAUCUUCGGGACGUGCUCUUUAACUUGUGUGAAAACCUGGUGAAGUCUAGUGAGGCAAACUCUCCAGCCCACGAGGAGUUCGAGACGAUGCUGCUGGUUGCGCAUUACUACGCCACUCGCUCGGCCGCCCAGAGUGUCAAACAGCUGGAAACUGUGGCUGCCAGGCUUUCUGUUUCACUCUUACGCCACACCCAGCUCCUACCUGCAGAUAAGGCCUUCUAUGAAGCAGGCCUUGCAGCCAAGGCAGUUGGCUGGGAGAACAUGGCAUUCAUCUUCCUCAACCGCUUUUUGGAUCUGACCGAUGCAAUUGAAGAAGGGACUCUGGAUGCCCUUGACCACUCUGACUUUCAGGAUACAGACAUUCCCUUUGAGGUGCCACUCCCAGCCAAGCAGCACAUACCGGAGGCUCAGAGGGAAGAGGUUCGAGACUGGGUACUCACAGUCUCAAUGGACCAGCGGCUGGAGCAGGUUCUGCCUCGGGAUGAACGCGGUGUGUACGAAGCUUCCUUGGUGGCAGCGAGCACUGGCGUUCAGGCACUACCCUGCCUCAUUACAGGAUAUCCCAUUCUGAGGAACAAAAUUGAGUUUAAGCGGCCAGGGAAGGCAGCUAACAAGGACAACUGGAAUAAGUUCCUUAUGGCUAUCAAGACUUCCCACAGUCCAGUGUGCCAGGAUGUGCUGAAAUUCAUUAGUCAGUGGUGUGGAGGGCUACCCAGCACCAGCUUUUCCUUUCAGUAACUAGUAGGCCUCAGGGAAGAGUUAUUGGAUUCUCUCCCUCAUUAAAGUCUUGUAGGUAAUGGAGA
This is a messenger RNA of Enhydra lutris kenyoni (northern sea otter), 4556 nucleotides long. RefSeq names its product intraflagellar transport 172. Lineage: Eukaryota; Metazoa; Chordata; Mammalia; Carnivora; Mustelidae. The record is from RefSeq and is a predicted model, not a curated record. Gene Ontology annotation, cellular component: intraciliary transport particle B; axoneme; ciliary basal body. Gene Ontology annotation, molecular function: protein binding. Gene Ontology annotation, biological process: intraciliary transport.